Messenger RNA from Mesitornis unicolor (brown roatelo), 1256 nucleotides. It is a transcript of the gene PCGF5, whose product is annotated as polycomb group ring finger 5. The record is from RefSeq and is a predicted model, not a curated record. Gene Ontology annotation, biological process: regulation of transcription by RNA polymerase II. The annotation marks the transcript as partial. The transcript has 5 exons. Gene Ontology annotation, cellular component: PRC1 complex. Lineage: Eukaryota; Metazoa; Chordata; Aves; Mesitornithiformes; Mesitornithidae.
AUGAAAGCCCAAAGGCUGAUAAACCCAAAGCAGAUGAGGAGUGUGAUGAGAAUGAGGAAGAUAAAGACUAUCACAGGAGUGACCCACAGAUUGCUAUCUGCCUAGACUGCUUACGCAACAAUGGGCAGUCAGGAGAUAACGUAGUCAAAGGUUUAAUGAAGAAAUUUAUCCGCUGUUCUACUCGAGUGACCGUGGGAACAAUCAAAAAAUUUCUCAGCUUAAAGUUAAAACUUCCAAGUUCUUAUGAGCUGGAUGUACUAUGCAAUGGAGAGAUCAUGGGGAAGGAUCAUACUAUGGAAUUCAUCUAUAUGACGAGAUGGAGACUAAGAGGCGAAAACUUUCGGUGUCAGAACUGCUCAUCUUCGCAAGUCUGCUCACAGGAUGGCACUUUUUAUCAGUCUUACCCUAUGGUACUUCAGUAUCGACCUAGAAUUGACUUCGGGUAGACCAAAGGGCCAGAUCCCACUGAGACGAAUCCUGCACUAUUUGUUUACCCAUCGACAGAUUGCACAAUGAAUGGAUGUGCCUGGAUUAGGGGGACACAACCAGAUUUUCAGCAUGCAAAUAAGGACAUUGUCUUUCUUAAAACUGUCAGUUGCAUCUCUGUUGUUCCUAUUAGAGCAAGCCAAGUGCCAUUCUGCUACUGAAACGUGCAUAAGAUAUUUGUGUAUCUUACGAGUGUGCUGCAAAUCAUAGCCAAAAUCAUGAAGUGUACAGUCAAGAUUCAAAAACUAUGGAAUAUUUUUGCUUGCGUGUUAGAAAAUUUUUCUGGUCCUAAUACUGAUUACACUAGCAAAAUGGCAGAGUGCUCAUUCCAUGUGGUGUUGCAGUUUCACAGACUUACUAUUUUACUGAAUAUUGUUGUUUAAAUCAUAGAGUACUGUACAAAUACCUAAGGAUUAUACCUUGAAAAUAUUUUGUAUAGAAAAUAUAUUUAGAAGAGUGGUGAUUGGGCCACUACAUUUUUCUUGAUAAGCUUCUCAUGGGUCUAGGUAUAGCUCACUCAUGAGUGUGCAACAGUCCUUUUGCAGUGAAUGAAGAUUAAUUACCUUUAACAGGAGAUAUAGGACAUGGUAGUUCAAGACAGUAAUUUUAAAUCUUCUAAAGAGAUUCUGCUAAUGUUGCUUAAAAGCAUCGCAGCCUUUGUGUUUGCACUUUUCUAUGGUUUCCCUAAAGAUUGGAAUUUGGGAUACUAGCUAUUUUUGGAAAAUGCUUCUGGUCAGAUUACAUUUCUUCUAAUAAAGCCUCCAUAAACA